AUGGCUUCCCAACGGGAAGUAAGCCGCGCGAGGAGAUUCGUCGCGCUGUUGUUUGCUGUCGUCUUCUUCGCAAAGCCAGAUGCUGCGCCUUCGGUAGCUGAUGCCGCAGACUUCACCAGGAAAGGCUCUUUCUCAUACGAAGGGGACCUACUGCAGCAGACCGUGACAGAUUCGUAUAGUAUCCAGAUGAAUGCGGGUGACGUGCUCUCGGUCUGGUGCAAAAAUGCCAAGGGCACCUCUCCACCCAAGUUCCCCCCAGAAGUGUGCAUGGCGGUUGGAGUGAAUUGCAGACCUGAUUGCACUGUCAGUUUGGCUUCGUUGUUGGCCCGGAAUCCUAAAGCGAUCUCAGGGGAGAGUGUUUCUGGCGAUGCGCCUCUCAAGAUCACGAUUCCGGACCAGGUGAACUUGCCGACAGUAUUCAGCUUCGCUUGCGUUUCCCCGAACAACGGAUCGCCGACAGUCCAGUUUAACGUCACCGUCAGCCCGGGAAAAAAAGGUGCCAAAAUGUGGGCGGGGACUGACCCAUCCGCGUACAGUGGGGCGACUAGCCUCUCUCUCGUCGGCUCCUUCUUCGUUUUAGCGGUCACGGCUCUUCGCCCGAUCGCGUGGCUCUAA
Molecule: messenger RNA, 615 nt
Organism: Besnoitia besnoiti
Lineage: Eukaryota; Apicomplexa; Conoidasida; Eucoccidiorida; Sarcocystidae
Exons: 1
Coding region: 1-615 (204 amino acids)
Source: RefSeq, a predicted model, not a curated record